AUGGAUACUGAGUUGGUUGCUUUGGAGGCUAAUCAGACGUGGGAAGUUACUGAUUUACCACCUGGCAGGCAUUUACAUCAAUUUGAUGUAAAUAAUGCAUUUUUGCAUGGGGACUUAAAUGAAGACAUUUGCAUGAACAAACCUCCCGGCUACAAGAAAGGAUCACCUACUCAAGUUUGUAAAUUACUUAAGAGUUUGUAUGAGCUCAAACAAGCAUCAAGGCAGUGGUAUUCUAAAUUUUCCACUUCCUUACUUGAAUCUGGUUUUUCUCAAUCCAAGGCUGAUUAUAGCUUUUUCAAUAAAGAGACACAAGGUUGUUUUCUAGCUCUACUCGUGUAUGUUGAUGAUAUCAUUAUGGCAAGUAAUGAUCUAAAUUCUAUAAAUGCCUUGAAAACUUUUAUGCAUAGCAAGUUUAAAAUAAAGGAUCUUGGCUCCUUAAUGUAUUUUCUUGGUAUAGAAGUUGCAAGAUCAUCUAAAGGCAUUCAUUUGUGCCAAAGGAAAUACACUUUGGACAUUUUGGUAGAUUCGGGUACUUUGGGCAGCAAACCAACUAAAGUUUCUAUGGAUCAAAAUCUCAAGCUCACUAAGUCCACAGGAACCCCUUUACCAGAUCCUAGUGUCUACAGAAGGUUAAUUGGUCGACUUUUGUAUCUCACCAUAUCUCGGCUUGAUAUUUGUUAUAGUAUCCAGACCUUAAGCCAAUUCAUGGCUACCCCCACUGAUGCACAUUUGUUGGCAGCUCAAAAAGUUCUUAGGUACCUCAAGGGUGCUCCUGGACAGGGCCUUCUUCUCUCUAAUUCUUCUUCAUUUCAGCUUGACGCCUAUUGUGAUUCGGAUUGGGCAUCAUGUCUAGAUACUAGGAGAUCUGUGACUGGGUAUUGCAUAUUUCUUGGCUCUUCUUUGAUCUCUUGGAAGUCCAAGAAACAAUCAGUUGUUUCCCGUUCAUCAGCUGAGGCAGAGUAUCGUUCAAUGGCAACCACCUGCUCUGAGUUAACUUGGCUGAGGUUCAUUUUAUCUGCACUCCAAGUUUCACAUCCUCAAGUUGCCUUACUUCAUUGUGAUAACCAAGCUGCCUUUCACAUAGUUGCCAACCUUGUCUUCCACGAGAGAACCAAACACAUCGAGCUUGACUGCCACUUAAUUCGAAAUAAGAUCCAAGAGGGCAGUAUUUGUACCUGCCAUAUUCUAGGGGUAUUGGAGAAUGAUCUACAGCAGUCCAUAAAGAAGGGAAAGGAGAUACUCGUCAAUGAGGAAGAAUGA
Messenger RNA from Juglans regia (Persian walnut), 1260 nucleotides. RefSeq lists its product as uncharacterized. The record is from RefSeq and is a predicted model, not a curated record. NCBI's taxonomy places the organism in Eukaryota, Viridiplantae, Streptophyta, Magnoliopsida, Fagales, Juglandaceae. The coding region runs from base 1 to 1260 and encodes 419 amino acids. The transcript has 3 exons.